AUGGCGCGGCGGGUGCGGCCGUCGCACCUGGUGCUGGCGCUGGCGGCGGCCUACCUCCUCCUCAUCUCCCUCAAGUUCCGCCGCGUGCUGGACCUGGCCGCCGCCGACCUCGCGGGGGACCCCGCCGCCGCCUUCUCCUCGCCGUCCUCCUCCGACCACCUGCCCUCGCCCGGGUCCGUCUCCUCCUCCUCCUCCGCCUCCACCUCCUCCGACGCCUCCACGGCCUCCCCGUUCCCGGUCCGCCCCUUCUGGCACCGCUACGACCGCGUGUCCCUCCCGGACCUCGCGUCCCGCAACCGCUCCGCGCUCGACCGCAUGGCCGACGACGCCUGGGCGCUCGGCCUCACCGCCUGGGAGGAGGCCGCCGCCUUCGCGGGGGACCCCUGGGCGCUGCUGGCCGCCGCCACCUCCCGCGCCUCCGACGCCGCCAAGUGCCCCUCCGCGGUGUCCCAGCGCGCGCGGGGCCGGGUCGUCUUCCUCCCCUGCGGCCUCGCGGCCGGGUCGUCCGUCACCGUCGUCGGCACCCCGCGCGCCGCGCACAGGGAGUACGUGCCGCAGCUCGCGCGGAUGCGGCAGGGGGACGGCACCGUCAUGGUGUCCCAGUUCGUGGUCGAGCUCCAGGGCCUGCGCGCCGUCGACGGCGAGGACCCGCCCAGGAUACUCCACCUCAACCCCAGGCUCAGGGGGGAUUGGAGCCAGCACCCGAUCCUCGAGCACAACACCUGCUACAGGAUGCAGUGGAGCACCGCGCAGCGCUGUGACGGCACGCCAUCUGACGACAAUGACGACAAAGUCGAUGGAUUCCCCAAAUGUGAGAAAUGGAUACGCAAUGACAUUGUUGACACCAAGGAGUCCAAGACAACUUCAUGGUUGAAAAGAUUCAUAGGGCGUGCAAAGAAGCCUGCAAUGACAUGGCCAUUCCCCUUUGUAGAGGAGAGGCUAUUUGUUUUGACUAUCCAAGCUGGAGUUGAAGGUUUCCACAUUUACGUUGGUGGUCGACAUGCGACAUCUUUUCCUUAUCGACCAGGGUUCACUCUUGAAGAUGCAACGGGAUUAUUUGUUAAGGGUGAUGUAGAUGUACAUUCAGUUUAUGCCACUGCUCUUCCUAUGUUGCAUCCUAGUUUUUCUCUUCAACAAGUCCUUGAGAUGUCAGAAAAGUGGAGGUCUCGGCCACUACCAAAAGGUCCUGUUUCCCUUUUCAUUGGAAUAUUGUCUGCAUCAAAUCAUUUUGCUGAGCGCAUGGCUGUGAGAAAAACAUGGAUGCAGACUCCAGAAAUUAAGUCUUCUGAAGCAGUGGCUCGAUUCUUUGUUGCACUGAAUUCCAGGAAAGAGGUCAAUGUAAUGCUGAAGAAAGAAGCAGAAUACUUCGGAGACAUUGUCAUUUUGCCAUUUAUAGAUCGCUAUGAGCUGGUUGUUCUUAAGACAAUUGCUAUUUGUGAGUAUGGGGUCCAGAACUUGACUGCUGCAAACAUCAUGAAAUGCGACGAUGAUACAUUUGUGAGAGUAGAUGUGGUUCUGAGACACAUAAAGUUGCAUAGUGACAGCAAACCAUUUUAUAUGGGGAACCUUAACCUCUUGCAUAGACCAUUGAGAACUGGAAAAUGGGCAGUUACCGAUGAGGAGUGGCCUGAGGAUAUCUACCCGCCAUAUGCAAAUGGACCAGGCUAUGUGAUUUCUGGUGACAUAGCAAAAUUCAUCGUGUCACAGCAUGCCAAUCAGAGUUUAAGACUGUUUAAGAUGGAAGAUGUAAGUAUGGGUCUAUGGGUUGAGAAAUUCAAUGCAACAAAGCCUGUCCAAUAUUCCCACAGCUGGAACUUCUGCCAGUAUGGUUGCGUGUUCAACUACUACACAGCCCACUAUCAGUCACCUAGGCAGAUGCUGUGCUUGUGGGAUAAGUUGAUCCGUGGUCAGGCUGAUUGCUGUAACUACAGAUAG
Molecule: messenger RNA, 1935 nt
Organism: Miscanthus lutarioriparius
Lineage: Eukaryota; Viridiplantae; Streptophyta; Magnoliopsida; Poales; Poaceae
Source: the annotation of a GenBank genome assembly